UGGUACUAUAAAUACUCCAAUCUCCACGGUAUGGCGGUUAGGGCGUAAACGAAGAAACGAGCCGAAGAAGAGGGCUUUCCUUCGUGGAGCGUAAAAUUCUAUCCAUAUCCGAAGAAGAAGAAGAAGAAGAAGAAGAAGAAGAACAAAGAUGGAUCGGUACCAGAGAGUGGAGAAGCCAAAGGUGGAUACACCAAUUGACGAGAAUGAGAUUCGGAUUACGAGCCAGGGCAGGAUGCGAAGCUAUAUCACAUAUGCCAUGAGCCUGCUUCAGGAAAAAGGUUCAAAUGAAAUUGUUUUCAAGGCAAUGGGUAGAGCUAUCAACAAAACUGUGACAAUUGUGGAGUUAAUCAAGAGGAGGAUUGUUGGUCUUCAUCAAAUUACAUCAAUUGGAUCAACUGAUAUAACUGAUACAUGGGAGCCCCUGGAAGAAGGCCUCCUUCCAUUAGAAACCACAAGACAUGUCUCAAUGAUUACGAUAACUCUAUCAAAAGAGGAGCUGAAUAGAUCCUCUGUGGGGUACCAGCCUCCACUACCAGCUGACCAGGUCAAGGCAUGGAACGACUUUGACUAUGAAGGAGAAGGAUCACCUACUGGUCGGGGAAGGGGCCGUGGUGGCAGGGGAAGGGGACGGUCAAGAGGUACAGGCGGGGGAUAUGGUAAUGGAUUUGCUACUGCUGAGUAUGACGAUGGAGGUUGGGAUGGUAAUCGUGGCUAUAUGAGGGGAAGAGGCCGAGGAAGAGGUCGUAACUCUCGUGGUCGUGGUGGAAGAGGGUAUAAUGGUCCUCGGUUUGACAUGCAGCAAGAUGUUGGAAAUUAUAACCAGGAAGGUCCUGCUCGUGGCCGUGGUCGUGGCCGUGGGAGGGGAUACCGUGGAAGGGGUCGUGGGUUUAGAUCUAAUGGACCAAUUAAUGCAGCUGCAUGAAGGGGUUAACCGGUCUCCAUUGGGCGUAAUGCAGGGUUUCUGCUGCUUUAUGUGUUUGGAUGCCUGCUCCGUAUCUAUAUUUGUUCUUCUUCUUGUCCUUACUGAUUUUAAGUGUAGGAAGUUAAUGUAGACUAAUUUAUGAGCUUCAAACUAGUGCCGUAGUUGGCAGAAUUUUCAUUUU
This is a messenger RNA of Diospyros lotus (date-plum), 1103 nucleotides long. RefSeq lists its product as uncharacterized. Gene Ontology annotation, molecular function: RNA binding. Bases 149 to 922 code for a protein of 257 amino acids. The record is from RefSeq and is a predicted model, not a curated record. Lineage: Eukaryota; Viridiplantae; Streptophyta; Magnoliopsida; Ericales; Ebenaceae. The transcript has 9 exons.